Humulus lupulus (European hop) is the source of this 756-nucleotide messenger RNA. RefSeq names its product protein EXPORTIN 1B-like. Gene Ontology annotation, biological process: ribosomal large subunit export from nucleus; ribosomal small subunit export from nucleus; protein export from nucleus. The coding region runs from base 1 to 756 and encodes 251 amino acids. The transcript has 9 exons. Gene Ontology annotation, cellular component: nucleus; cytoplasm. Gene Ontology annotation, molecular function: nuclear export signal receptor activity. Lineage: Eukaryota; Viridiplantae; Streptophyta; Magnoliopsida; Rosales; Cannabaceae. The record is from RefSeq and is a predicted model, not a curated record.
AUGGCAUCAAUUCGGAAGGACACCUCAAAGCUUCACAAAAGCCAGAUGGCAACAAGCAGUAGGCACAACACCUCAGUAUAUACAUGUAAUACUGUUUCUGAGAUAUACUUUUAUGAGUUACAUCUGUCUAUAGAGUUGAGCGAAUAUAGAUAUACUCUUCUAAGUGAAGAGGUGUUUGAUUUCUCAAGAGGAGAGAUGACUCAAAGUAAGAUAAAGGAGCUUAAACAAUCAUUGACCAGUGAAUUUCAACUCAUUUAUGAGCUAUGCUUAUAUGUACUAUCAGCCUCUCAAAGAACUGAGCUUAUACGUGCAACACUCUCCACAUUGCACGCAUUUCUCUCAUGGAUUCCCCUGGGAUAUAUAUUUGAGUCUCCAUUGCUUGAAACGCUGCUGAAUUUUUUCCCCAUGCCAUCUUAUCGGAAUCUCACUCUUCAGUGUUUGACAGAGGUUGCAGCACUUAAUUUUGGAGAUUUCUACAAUGCCCAGUACGUUAAGAUGUACACCAUAUUCAUGAAACUGUUACAGACCAUGAUUCCUCUUAAUACAAACAUUCCUGAGGCUUAUGCAAUUGGUUCCAGCGAAGAGCAGGCUUUUAUUCAGAAUUUGGCUUUGUUUUUCACUUCAUUUUAUAAGUCUCACAUUCGUGUGCUGGAAACUCCUGGAGAGAACAUAGCUGCUUUGCUCAUGGGUGUUGAAUAUCUUACCAAAAUUUCAUAUGUGGAUGACACAAAAGUUUUCAAGGUACCAAUAUUUUAG